Diospyros lotus (date-plum) is the source of this 726-nucleotide messenger RNA. RefSeq lists its product as uncharacterized. The coding region runs from base 1 to 726 and encodes 241 amino acids. The transcript has a single exon. The record is from RefSeq and is a predicted model, not a curated record. Lineage: Eukaryota; Viridiplantae; Streptophyta; Magnoliopsida; Ericales; Ebenaceae.
AUGCCAUUCCGGAGCUUCAUGCCCUUUACUGAGCCAAGGGCCGCCGUCCUUUCCUCCAUUGCUCAUACCGGGCUCAUCAAUUUUCCGCCGCACACCAACCAGCCAAUGGGGAGGAACAUGGACUUCUUUUGCAAAUUUCACGAGUCCCCAGGGCAUACCACAGAACAGUGUCGAGAACUACGAAAUCAAAUUAAGCAGCUAAUCAGAGAAGGGAAGUUAGAUCGAUUCAUACUGGAUAAACCAAAGAACCAGCAAGGCAGGAGGGAAGAAUCCAAAAGAAACAAUCAGGGAAGAUCCACACGUCCGAGGGGUGACGCCCCAAAUAGAAGAGAAAACCAACCACCCCAACAAAGAGAAGGGGAAAGAAACAACCCGAGGAAGGAGGAAGAAAGACCUAGUGUAGAAGAUGGAAAUGAACCCGUUAUGGAGAGGAUACAUGUAAUUUCGGGAGGAGAGAACUUGGUAGGAGACUCCUCCUCCUCCAGAAAGGCAUAUGCGCACCAAGCGUUACACGUUAAUUCAGUAGAGAAGAUACAAGAAGACGAUGACCCCCUCAUUUUUGCACCGGAAGACCGGGGAAGUGUGUCGCUCCCCCACGAUAACCCUUUGGUUAUCUAUGCUAUCAUUGCCAAUCAUCCGAUUGAAAGAAUACUGGUAGAUAACGGAAGCUCCGUGAACCUCUUGUAUUGGAAUUGCUUUGAGAAGAUGCACGUCGCCCAUGAUUAA